Molecule: messenger RNA, 1498 nt
Organism: Bipolaris sorokiniana ND90Pr
Lineage: Eukaryota; Fungi; Ascomycota; Dothideomycetes; Pleosporales; Pleosporaceae
Exons: 3
Coding region: 1-1341 (446 amino acids)
Source: RefSeq, a predicted model, not a curated record
AUGCUUAUGGCCUACCACUCGCGAGUGCCGCGUUGUGAAGAAUACCAUGCCUGGCCACUGUGUCCCGCAAUUGCAGUAGUAGACGCAGUCAGUCUCACUGGCACUGACACUGAUAACAUCAGCACACCUGUAACACCCGCCGACCGCUUCAGAACUCGGCCCUUGCGAAACGAUAGCGCGGAAUCCUCUCUCGAUGCAGCUGUUGCUUCACCGAAUCGCGCAUAUGCACAUCCGUGUUUGCACCACGACUCCGCAAAUUACCCAAAUGCCCUUCACAAUACACCACCUCUGAAGCCAGCAGAGUCACGCCCUAGGCCCGUCUCGCCCUUGGGGUUAGCUAAUGUCCGCAUUCGUCGCUCCCACCACGGCUCACGACUGCUUCAGUCUCCUGCGCGUGCUGGCCACGCCGCCCGCAUGAGGCAGCUUUUUGAAGAUGCUAGCCAUGAACAGCAAACACUGCAGCCGGCACAUUUGCCAUACCCACAGUUGCCAAACAUUUCAGCAAAAGCAUCGUCGCCGCUAGCUCGAUGUGGCCACGUGCACAACCAUUCGCAGCAAGCCACCUCCCCCGUUCGCCGACUAGAGUCUCUAUGCAUACCAACGACGUUGUUACCAAGCCCUCGGCCAGGUUUCGCAAAAACGUCGCAACAGAGUUCUGAGUCCUGGUCCGACGAUUCCGGCUACCUGAUUCCAGGCUCGCGUAGUAAACCCAACCCAAAGUCUAUCCGCGCCUCUGUACUUGAUGACCACAUCUCCAAGUGGCUCACUGGUGUUUCAACGCCAAACGGCCAUGAACCUUACGCCAAGCCUCCCCAACCAAAUACGUAUUCCAGGCCCCAAUUCUGUCAGCGCUCGUCCUCGAAUUUCAGUGAAACAGCUUCGAGAAGCGGUCAAGAGGCGCUAGAAGCACCUUCAGCAAACACCGUCACCAUACGCGAUGUCUUCCAUACUCGCACAGAGUCUACCAUCCACCCCACAACACCACUUCAUUCGCGUCCUCGUGAUGCUAACAAUCAAGUCUUGUCCCCUGAUCCCGACCUCGAGCUCAGCCCUCUAAGCCCAAAUGUCUGCAUCGAGCGCGGCCCAUCGCGCUACCAUUCUUCCCGUAACUUACACAGUGCUGCAUCUCCCACCAAAUCUCUCUACGUGUCCUCCAAGGAAAACGCCACUCCUCCUAAUGAUAUUACUUCUCACCACGCACAACGUGGUAGUAGCGGAGGUGGUGCCCAGGAAUCCCCCUGUAAAAUCGGCAUCGGAACACGAUUCCAGCACCCAAGUCACACUCCCCAUACGAGCCGCGGAAUACGCACACGACAUGUGGAUCCGCAAAGCUCAGUCUGACAGACAGACGCACCAACCAUCUCAAAGAAGCGAGCGAGGGGAGCUGCGAUGGGGAUACACAGAUGCUAGGGUAAGCAACAAAGCAUGAAAGAGAGGUGAUACGAUAUUAGUACUUGUGUAAUCAUAUCAUCCUUACUAUAACACUAGCCGGUUUCCC